Molecule: messenger RNA, 1323 nt
Organism: Aedes albopictus (Asian tiger mosquito)
Lineage: Eukaryota; Metazoa; Arthropoda; Insecta; Diptera; Culicidae
Product: protein lethal(2)essential for life
Exons: 1
Coding region: 383-970 (195 amino acids)
Biological process (GO): response to heat; protein refolding
Cellular component (GO): nucleus; cytoplasm
Source: RefSeq, a predicted model, not a curated record
AUGACUACCAACGGAUGUGUACGCCACAACUCUCCCUAUGUUUUCCCUUAUCAUUCAUUCUCUUUCGCUCAAAGUUCAUUCAUUGAGUCAACAAGUCAUCUGAGAUCCGCAGUGACGAAGCGUUCGGCGGCGCACAAUGUUCAUGAUUUUUCUAGCACUUUCGUGAGUGUUCCAACCUGCGUGCGUAUGAACACCAGCUGUGUUCAUUGAAAUAUAAAAAGAGAGUGGCUUCAUGCGUCGCAGCAGCAGUUAAUCAGUACCAGACGAACAGUGAAAGUAAAACUUGCGAUACGCAAACAGAGUGCUAUAUUGAUCGUUUCAACUCAUAGAGAUUGUGAAAAGUUCUUUCAAGUGAGCAAGUUUGUCAGUGCAUCAGAAGAGCAUGUCGCUCAUUCCGAUUGUGUUCCGUGACUGGUGGGAUGACUGCUGGGACACCCCACUGCGUACGUCCCAGCUUUUGGACCAGCACUUCGGCAGUGGAAUCAGUGCUGAUGAUUUGCUAACGGCAGUUACUUCCGCGGCUGCUGCUAGAUCAGCAUUGCAGAACCAGAAACGUUCGCGCUACAACAGACCAUGGCGCAAUUCAAGCCUUGCUGCUCGCCAUGAUUCCGGUUCAACGGUUAAAGUUUCCGACGACAAGUUCCAAAUCAACCUCGACGUGCAGCAAUUCGCACCGGAGGAGAUCUCGGUCAAGGCUACGGACAACAGCGUCAUCGUCGAGGGUAAGCACGAGGAGAAACAGGACGAACAUGGAUACAUCUCCAGACACUUUGUUCGUCGCUACAUGCUCCCGGCAGGACACGAUGCCAACCAGGUUGUUUCGUCGCUCUCGUCGGAUGGCAUUUUGACGGUUACUGCUCCGAAGAAGGCAUUGCCGGCACCGGAAGGACCGAAGGCGAUUCCGAUUGUCCAAACUGGCAAACCGGUGAAGAAGCUACCGGAAGCUGGCGAGAAGAUGGCAGUUGAAUGAAGGAUCGAACCGAGAAGAUUGAGGCAUCAUUGAAAAACACUACUACCUCACAGUAAGUGCUGCAGAAAAUUUUCAAAAAUUAAACUAUGCUUUCAUUGUAAACUUGUACCAAACACUAACAUCGCUGUCAAGAAAUCGAGUUUCUUUAAUUUAAAUAUAUAAUAGCUUGCAUUACGUAAUAUCGUAGCUUAAGUUUCUAUACUUACUUCUAUACAAUUUACAUACAUAAAUAGUUUAAGGAUUAUAAACUCAUUAUAAGCAUUUGUAACUAUAGUUAAGUCAAGGAAUUGAAUUGUUUGUUCUCAUCGGAAUGGUUUAAUAAAGCUUUUCAAGUUGGACAAGCCUAAAACAAA